CAUGCGCAGCCCGCUGCCUCCGCUACCCCCUGCACCGCUCGGAGCUCAGAGAGCAGGUUGCCCGGACACCGUCGCUGCUGUUCCCGCUCACCCUCCGCCUCGGGAGCCGUUACUCGGAUACAAACUUAGUUCCUGUCACCGGACACCGAGCAGCCGACAGAAACAAACUGUUUGUGGAGGCGCUGUGACCGGCUGAGCCCCCCUCCUCUCAUCGGUUCACCUCGCGGUGGUCAGCGGACACUCGCUGGAGUGGGUCCUGAGAGGCUGAGGAGUGGGAGGCGUUGGACUGCAUGAGGAGGCCGAGCGACGGGACACUGGUCCUCCUAGUCCUCACCUAGGCCCCGCCCCAUUGACCCUUGACCCCCCACACUGCCCUGACAUGAGGUCGUUCCGGUCGUUUGCGAACGACGACCGCCAUGUCAUGGCCAAACACGCCGGCGUCUACCCGGCGCCGGAGCAGCUGGAGGCCGUCCAGGCGCUGGUGUCCACCACAGAGGGAGCUCUGAAGAAGGUCUCUGACUGGAUGGACGGCCUGAAGGACUCGCCAGGGAAGACGGCCAGCUGUGAUGAGGAGGAGGAAGAUGCCGCAGAGACGGACCCAGCUGGAGCGCCGGUUCUGUGCGGGGUGACCCGGGUCGGCCUGCUGGCCAAAGGUCUGCUGAUCAGAGGCGACAUGGAGCUGGAGCUGGUGCUGAUGUGCCGACCCAAACCCACCAAGCUGCUGCUGUACACCGUCAGCGCCAACCUGCCCCUGCAGAUCCAGACGAUGACGGAUGACCGGUAUGAAGUCCGGUCGUGUGUCUCUGAGGCAGCGAUCCGGGUCUGCAGCACCAAAGAUCCCAGACUGACCCUGAAGAUCACCCUGACCUCGCUCGCCAUGAGGGAGGAAGAGGAAGAUGAUGAAGAGGAAGUCGAUCGGGAGGAAGGCAAGCCGAGGCGUGAGGAGGAGGAGGAGGAGGAAGAUGCCCUAGACAGGCUGAAGUGCCAGGCGGCGCUGGCGGCGCUCCGACACGCCAAGUGGUUCCAGGCCCGGGUCGCCGACCUCAAGUCCUGCCUGGUGGUUCUGCGGGUUCUGAGGGACGUGUGCAACCGCCAGCCGGAGUGGCAGCCUCUUCAAGGAUGGCCGCUGGAGCUGAUCUGUGAGAAGGCCGUCGCCACUAGCAACCGGCCGCUGGGUCCAGGGGAAGCGCUGCGCCGGGUCAUGGAGUGCGUCGCCUCGGGGAUCCUGCUACCAGGAGGCCCAGGAGUUCACGACCCCUGUGAGCGGGAACCCAGAGACGUUCUGACGCAGCUCAGCGCGCAGGAAGCCGACGCCCUAACGCGCAGCGCCCAGCAUGCGCUGCGCCUCAUUGCAUUCGGUCAGCUCUACAAGGUUCUGAACAUGGAUCCUCUGCCGGCCAGCAAGGCUUCUCCACGGCUGCUGGAAGGCGGCUGCCUGAAGAGGCUCCGGGACGACCCAGGCUGUGAGGACAGAGACUUCACCAAACGGAUGAAAGUUCUGGACUGGAGGAUGACCGACCCGAACCAUCCCAUGAACGCUCUGAUGCGUCUGAACCAGAUCCAUCCGGGCCUUCAGUACCGCCUGCUGUGUCAGUCGGGUCCGGUCCACGCUCCGGUCUUCACCAUGUCUGUAGAGAUCCAGGGAACCACGUACCAGGCCAGCGGGAACUCCAAGAGGACGGCCAAGCUGCAGGUGGCCCUGAAGGCGCUGCAGGCUCUGGGUUUUCUGCUCGCCUCAGACGGGGACCUGGACUCUCUGAGCGCCGAUGAAAAGUCCGACGGAGAAGGAAAGAAUGACAGGAUGUCCACCAGCUCCAGCUCCACAUCCGUCACCUCCUCCACGGAGACGCAGGAGUCCAGAGCUCCGGGUCCGAUCCUGACGGCGGGCGGGAAAAACCCGGUGAUGGAGCUGAACGAGAAGCGGCGCGGCCUGAAGUACGAGCUGAUCUCAGAGAGCGGCAGCAGCUACGACAAACGCUUCAUCAUAGAGGUGGAGGUGGAUAAGCAGGUGUUCCGGGGAACCGGUCCCAAUAAGAAGGUAGCCAAAGCCAGCGCGGCGCUCGCCGCUCUCAACAGCCUGUUCUCCGGAUCCAAACCGACCAACGUGAAGAAGAAACGCCUCAACCCAGCACCGAAGCGACCCCUGACCUCUGUGCUGACCAUCCCGACGCUCGCCGCCAGACCUCCACGGAUCCCCGUCCUGCCCAGAGCGCCGUACAUCAGCACGCCCCCCACACACGGCUACAUCCCCCCAGGUUUCGGUGCUCCAUACGGCUACAGCCCUGCUGCCCCCCUCCCUGCCUACAGUCUUCCCUCCAGAUUGCCCUCAGUAGUUGUUCCCGUCAUCAGAGUUCCCCCCGUUUACCCCGUCACCCACCUGUACCCCUACUAGCCCCGCCCACCUGUACCCCUGCUAGCCCCGCCCACUUGUACCCCUGCUAGCCCCGCCCCCUCCACCUGUUAAAGGAAUAUCCUCACUAAAGAAUUAUGUUCAGUAAUCCAAAACAUUUGAACUCAGAAACAUUUUCUCGUUUUCACUUCUUCAAAUCUGCAUAAAGUGACUCAACAUUCCACAUGUAGAGGAGAAUCACUCACAACCCGACUCCACUGAUCAAUAAACACCGUUUGUGACAUUUUAAUAUUUUCAGAUGAUUAUGUUUAAUCAUAAGAGGCUGUAGAAAUAAACGGAUCUGAUGCAGAUUAGAUUUAUAAUCAGCAGCUUCUGGAUAAAAGUUUUUCUGCAGAUGCUUCACCUGCUGCAGGUUAUAAAGUUUUAAAGUUGAACAUCCUGCAGACGAGACGCAGCAGAAAGGAGCUGAAGUUACAGCCUGAAUGAAAUCCUGUUUGUUUCAGGGAGAGCAGCUGUUUAAGCCGCGCGUUUGUUUUAGUUUGUGGGUUUUUUGUCAUUUUUGGUUUUAUAUUUUGCGUUUGUUGUGUUGAGGAUAUAAACUGCAGUCAGUUUGAGUCAGAACCCUCUGCAGUGAUGAAACGGUGAAACCCAGAAUGUGUCGGAUAUUCCUUUAACUUUCCCUCCUGUGAUUCAUUUGCUUGUUUUUGUUUUUUUGGUCUUGAAAAGUUUACAGCGAUCAGUUGCACUGAAAACAUUUUUCCUUUCAUUUCAUAUCAACUGUUUACAUUUGCUGCUGUUUUAUUUUGACCUGGUUGUU
Poecilia latipinna (sailfin molly) is the source of this 3167-nucleotide messenger RNA. Its product is annotated as spermatid perinuclear RNA-binding protein-like. Gene Ontology annotation, molecular function: double-stranded RNA binding; single-stranded RNA binding. Gene Ontology annotation, cellular component: precatalytic spliceosome. The coding region runs from base 380 to 2392 and encodes 670 amino acids. The transcript has 18 exons. The record is from RefSeq and is a predicted model, not a curated record. NCBI's taxonomy places the organism in Eukaryota, Metazoa, Chordata, Actinopteri, Cyprinodontiformes, Poeciliidae.